AAUGUUUGUGAACAAUAGAAUACACAAGUUCUCCAUAAUAAUUGUGUUUAAUCUUUGAAGUAAUUUCGUUAAGAAUGUUUACGACCAAGUGAACAUUUUAUCUUUUAUUCGGUGUUGUUAGGUGGAAUGUCUGUUUGUACUUGAAAUAUAAUUGCAAAGUAACCACCCUAAAAAUAUAAAAUGUUUACACUACCUUAAAUAUAAACUAAGAUAACGUGUGUCAGUGUAGGUAGUGAUGAAUGAACAACAGAGAAAGAGAAAAAUUUUGAUGUCAAUGCAAAUAAUUAUGAGUCAAAAUUGGAAUUCUAAAUUCAGAAUAAAUGAAAUCAAUUUGCAUGUUUUUUGCAAAACACUUCGGAAAAAGAAAUAUAUACGUUUUCCAUCCAAGAUCCUGUCGCACAUCCUGUGGAAUUGAUGCAUUUGCACAUGCAUUUGCACAUGCGUAGAAUGUGCAACGUAUCUAGUUACGUCACAAUGCUUAUUGAUGUAAUAUCAAAUGUGUAGAGUGUUCAACUUGUCUAGUUACGUCACAAUGUUUAUUCAAGAUGAUCGCGUGCCAUCAUCUUUUCCGAAUUUUCAAAGAGAAAAGUGUUAGAAAGCAAUGAACACAAGAAACAAUCUUACUAAUGAAGAUUUGAAUUAUAUUGAGCCAAAUGAAGAAGAACGUUUGAAAUUGGAAGAGAAUCUUGACGGGUUACAGAAACGUAUCUGUGAAUUUGAAGUUUAUAUGAUGCAAAUGGAAGCGGCCUUCGUAAGGUUGCAGAAAGAAAGAGAUAAAAUUGACAAAGAAAACGUAGAGUUACAAAAGGAAAAUGAAAAGUUUCAUCAAGAGAUUAAAUUUGAGAAAAUACACAAUGCAGAUUUGAUGAACGAACUAAGAAAAAGUAGAAGAAAUCACGUUGCUGUGGAAAAAAAUGAAAAGGAAAGCUCUAGGAUAUCAUUAUUUGAACGAGUCCAUCCCUUGGUAAUUGCAAAAUCUGUCGUUCAAAAGACUUUACUGUUCAUGUGGUGGUCAGGAUUUUGGUUUUACGAAGGACUUUCUAUAUUCGGUUUGGAUAACAAAUGGGAAAAAAUGGAGCGAAAAAAGAGACGUUUGGAGGAAGAAAAUAAAGAAAUUGAAAGAGAAGUAUUACGAUUAAAGAAAUACAUCUGUGAACAACAGAAAGAACUCGUCUCGCAGAAACAUACAAAUUUUGAACUUCUUAAUCAGCUUACAGAAUGUGUUGAUAUGAACAAUAGAAAGAUCAUGGUUCUUGAAGAAAUAUGGAGGAAAGUUGAAGGAUAUACAAAUAUUUUAGAAGAUCAUUUUGUCGAAUUGAAGUCCAAAGAUUGGCGCAUGUGUGAAUCUUCUGAUAACGUUCUAAAGAAUACUUCAUGUAAGACUACUGAAAAUGAAUUGUGAAAACAAAUUCAAUAAAAUGGAAAAUUCUG
Messenger RNA from Xenia sp. Carnegie-2017, 1431 nucleotides. RefSeq lists its product as uncharacterized. Lineage: Eukaryota; Metazoa; Cnidaria; Anthozoa; Malacalcyonacea; Xeniidae. The transcript has 3 exons. The record is from RefSeq and is a predicted model, not a curated record. The coding region runs from base 602 to 1402 and encodes 266 amino acids.